Messenger RNA from Penicillium oxalicum, 1032 nucleotides. Its product is annotated as putative short chain dehydrogenase/reductase. The record is from RefSeq and is a predicted model, not a curated record. NCBI's taxonomy places the organism in Eukaryota, Fungi, Ascomycota, Eurotiomycetes, Eurotiales, Aspergillaceae. The transcript is spliced from 5 exons. Bases 1 to 1032 code for a protein of 343 amino acids.
AUGUCGGGACUCAGAACAUAUCGUAACUAUUCGUUGUCAGAAACGCCCUCCUUGGAAGGGCAGGUUGCAGUUGUCACGGGUGGCCAAGAAGGUAUCGGCAAGGAGAUUACCGCCCAGUUACUGCUCCACGGGAUCGACCAGGUCAUCAUUGUCGCGAGAAAUGAGGACAAUUUCAAGUCUGCAUACGAUGAUUGGCGAGUCAGAAAGGGAACCAAUCUGACCGAAGGCGACAACCGAGUCGUUUUUAUGAAGUGUGAUCUCGGCGAUAUGAAGAAUGUUGCGGCCACCGCAGAAAGGAUUAAGCAAAGAGCAGACCAGAUUCACAUCUUGAUCUGCAAUGCAGGUCUUGGCGUACAACCCAUUGAACCACUCAACGACGACGGUAUCGACCCCAUCUUCGCGGUCAAUUGCAUCGGUCACCAAAUGCUCACGACUCUCCUCCUCCCCAACAUCAAAAGGGCUACCGCCACGGCUCCCCACGGCGCUCGCAUCAUCUUCACAUCCUCCAGCAUGCACCAAUUCUGCAGAACUCUCGACCUGGCCGAUCUGACCCGUCCUUCUGGAAUCUAUCCCCACCUGGCUGACUGUGUCUGGCGCUACGGCCGGUCGAAGGUAGGAAAUACACUGUUUGCCAAGGAGCUGAAUCGUCGUCUUCUUCUCGAUGCCGCGGAGAAUGAUGAUCCGGCGGCGAGAGAUAUCUACGUGAACUCGUAUUUCCCGGGUAUCGUGGUCACGCGGCAGUGGCAAGGGUGGAGCGAGCAUAUGGGUGAUUUGGUGGGGAAGGUGAUGAGGUUUUUGGCAAGGUUUGGAGGGCAGAGUGAUGAGGAUGGUGCGGCGUCGGCGAUAUAUUUGGCGGCGAGUCCAAAGGUGAAAGAGCUGGAUUCAAGGGGGUUGUAUUAUAUCCCUAUUGCAACGGUGGAUGAGCCGACGGCCCUGGCACAGGAUGAGAAGUUGGCGACUCGGUUAUGGGACUGGAUCGAUGAUCGAGUUGCGCAGAAGUUGGGGCCAGACUGGAAGACUGUGCAGUGGUGA